Drosophila albomicans is the source of this 2956-nucleotide messenger RNA. RefSeq names its product pyruvate dehydrogenase E1 component subunit alpha, mitochondrial (gene Pdha). Gene Ontology annotation, biological process: pyruvate decarboxylation to acetyl-CoA. The transcript has 8 exons. Bases 404 to 2557 code for a protein of 717 amino acids. Gene Ontology annotation, cellular component: intracellular membrane-bounded organelle. NCBI's taxonomy places the organism in Eukaryota, Metazoa, Arthropoda, Insecta, Diptera, Drosophilidae. The record is from RefSeq and is a predicted model, not a curated record. Gene Ontology annotation, molecular function: pyruvate dehydrogenase (acetyl-transferring) activity.
ACCCUUGGGGGAUCCUUCGAAAGAAGGCAAUAUUGAUAUCUGCAAAAAAACUACUGAGUGUUGUGUAUCCACUUUGGCAGAUUUAUUGGAAGAUGACAGAUAUUCUGAAAGUAGCACUAAAUCAUCAGGUGAAGAUGAAGAGAAGCAGCUAAAAUAUUCCGACUCAGUGACAAUUGUUAUAAUUGAUGACACUGAAAGCAGCGAUACAGAUUUAGAAUCGCCGAACAGAUAUGAAACAUCUAUAACUUAUCCCAUUGAGAUUUCAUAUGCAGAGAGCUCUUUGACCUCUCAAUCCACAUCGGAUUCACAGCAAUGCCAACAUAUCUCAGAGGACUCUUGCACUUCCGAAGCAUUAUCGACCGAAAACGAGGAUAAAGUGGUACAAGAGAUCAACGAAAGUUUUAUGCUGCAAAUAUCAACUCUCGAUUCCAUUCUGGAAGAGGAGGAGGUGUCUUCCAAGUCAGUAAGCGGAACAACUGCGCGCUCAACAAUUGAGGAAUUCCAUCGCUCUGGAAAUAUACAGAAAUCGGAUGGAUUGAGCCAAAUAGAGCAACGAAAAAAAGAAAAGUCAGAUGCCUUAGUUUUAUGUGAAUUGUCACCUCGUCUCGCGCUUUCCGCUGAAAAAGUGAAGUUGCAAUCAUGCGAAGAAAAACUUGAGGAUUCAAUAUUACUCGAUAAUCCACUGGCUCAAAGCAGCAUGAUUCAGUCUGACGAAAUGAAUCGAUCAUUAAGUGCGGCCAAAAAGCAGAUCGAUGAACUGAAACAGCUACGACAGCUCAAUUCUGAACAAUAUGAAACAUGUCGAGAACGCACUAGAGAACUGGACGAUCAAUCAAUUUUGGAAAUGCGGACACAAUUGCGAGCAACGGGAAAUCAAUUGAGCAUUGCAAGGGCGCAAAUUGUCAAACUGAAAAAGCAGAUAAGCGAAACAAAUGACGCUAAAGUAGAUAGAAAUACUUUUGAGCAAUAUGAAAAUAUUGUAAUCAAGUCGCAGCAAAAGGUGCUUACUUUACAGGCACAAAAAGAUGCUUCUGAACUGAAGCUGGCAUCGCAAUUAGCCAAGGCCGAAAGAGAUCAGGAAUUGGCGCAAAAAAAUCAAGAACUUGCCAAACAACAACUGGAAGAAAUUAAAGCACAAGUGGAAAAACUGAAAGAGGAACACCACAAAGAAGUAGGAGAGCUGCAAGAGCAAAAGGGUGCGCUUGAAACCGAAAAUGAGGCGUAUCUUAAAGAUAUCUCUACUCAUUGCGAAUCCAUCAAGAAAUUCAAGAGGCAGGUUGCAAGUCUGCAAGCAGAUUCAAUCAUUAGAAGUAGAAUUCAAUCUGAAGGAAAGUCAGCUGAAGAAAUUGAGAAAUUGAAAAGUGAUUUAAAGAAAUCUGAAGAGCAGUUUAAAGUGUUUAAAGAACAAUUGCAAAAAAAUGCAGCACAGGCUGGUGUCGCAAAGACCAACAACUAUGCCACGGAAGCGACCGUGCAGGUGAAUCGACCAUUCAAGCUGCAUCGCUUGGACGAGGGACCCGAGACCACAGUGCAACUGACCAAGGAUGAGGCGCUCAAAUACUACACACAAAUGCAGACGAUACGUCGCAUUGAGACCGCUGCCGGCAAUCUGUACAAGGAGAAGAUCAUUCGUGGCUUCUGUCAUCUGUAUUCGGGCCAAGAAGCCUGCGCCGUUGGCAUGAAGGCAGCCAUGCGUGAUGUCGACAACAUCAUCUCAGCCUAUCGCGUCCAUGGCUGGACCUAUCUGAUGGGUGUCUCGCCACUGGGCGUCCUCGCCGAAUUGACGGGCAUGCAGAGCGGCUGUGCUCGCGGCAAGGGCGGCUCUAUGCACAUGUAUUCCCCCAAUUUCUAUGGCGGCAACGGCAUCGUUGGUGCCCAGGUGCCAUUGGGCGCUGGCGUUGGUCUCGCCUGCAAGUACAAGGGCAACGGUGGCAUGUGCUUGGCCCUCUAUGGCGAUGGUGCUGCUAACCAGGGCCAGGUAUUUGAGGCCUACAACAUGGCCUAUCUGUGGAAGUUGCCCGUCAUCUUUGUCUGCGAGAACAAUAACUAUGGCAUGGGCACCAGCGCGGAGCGUGCUUCGUGCAACACGGACUACUACACGCGUGGCGAUGCUCUGCCUGGCAUUUGGGUCGAUGGCAUGGAUGUGCUGGCUGUGCGCAGUGCCACAGAGUUUGCCAUCAAGUAUGUGAACACGCAUGGACCGCUGGUGAUGGAAACGAAUACUUAUAGAUAUUCGGGUCAUUCCAUGUCCGAUCCGGGAACCUCGUAUCGUACACGCGAGGAAAUCCAGGAGGUGCGUCAGAAGCGUGAUCCCAUCACAUCCUUCAAGGAGCUGUGCAUUGAGCUGGGUCUCAUUACCACCGAUGAGAUUAAGGCCAUCGACAUGAAGGUGCGCAAGGAGGUGGAUGAGGCCACCGCAAUUGCCAAGACCGAUACCGAGCUGCCAUUGCCCCAUUUGUGGACCGAUGUCUACUCGAACAACUUGGAGCGCAAGAUUCGCGGCACUAUUGCCUAUGAUAUUGAUCACAUCCAGGAGCGCAAGGGUGUCAAUCAUUAAACAAUGAUUUUACAACGAUUUGAUCAACCCAAACACACAUACACACACACACACAAAGAUAACAAGCGAAAUCUCUAGAUGUUAAGCCCAAAAAGUGAAAGUUAGAAAAUUUUUGUUUAUGCGAUAUGCUUAAUUAUGUAGAGCUUCGUGUAAACACACGUAAACACACACACACACACAUAGACACACGCGAAAAAGACACAAAAGAACGUAGCUAACCACGAAUAUGGAUACUCUUUCUACCCAUACCCAUAAUCGACAUACACAAUCAACACUCAACAUGGGCCAGGGCCAGUGGCAAAUAGCAACAGGAAAAGCAACGGAUAUUAUUGCAUAUGAACGUGUUCAAUAUGGUUUAAAGCGAGGUGUAAAUUUGUUGAAAUAUAAACUACAAACAUA